Molecule: messenger RNA, 5906 nt
Organism: Megalopta genalis
Lineage: Eukaryota; Metazoa; Arthropoda; Insecta; Hymenoptera; Halictidae
Source: RefSeq, a predicted model, not a curated record
AAGAACACAGAUCAACGCAAACAGAUUCUAUCGAUAAGAUUAAGCAUGUACUUCCAGUGAGAGUCUCUGUCAAUAGCUACUAUAUAAAGUGGAAACAAUUAUCCGUAUAUGAAUUUGAACGGCGCUGGUCCACGUAUAAAGGUGUCGUUUCGCGAGACAGGACCAUCGUAGAGGGAUCUUCUAUUACAGAUGUUUUCGAAGGCAGAACGAUUCGAGAUAACAGCUUUAACGCUGUUGUCGUUGUUUCUACUAUCAUCGGCAAGCUGGACCGGUAUAAACGGAAGAAACAAACUUGACGGUAAUGCGAUACCCACUAGGUACGUGCUCGAAGUGGAACCGGACUUUCAGACACUUAUAUUCAAGGGAAAUGUGAAAAUUACCUUCGAGGUCAAGAACGCGACUUCUUUGCUGGUACUGAAUCAAAAGUAUUUGACCAUACAGAGCAUCGCCAUAGACAAUGGUAACUCGGUGAGGAAUGUCCUGGUCAGUGAUAAACUGGAGACAGUGACGGUUUACUUCAAAGAAGAUCUCGAACCGAAACAAAAUUAUACGAUUGAUAUAAAAUACGAAGGUGUGCUGAACGAUCAAAAACGUGGAUUUUACAGAAGCAGAUAUCUCGUUGGAAAGGAUGUCAAAUGGAUCGCUGUGACACACUUCGAGCCAACGGGUGCGCGGCUAGCGUUUCCAUGCUGGGACGAGCCCGAGUACAAAGCGAUUUUCGAUAUUUCGAUCAAGCAUUUACCAAAAUACAUGGCCGUGAUCUCCAAUAUGCCCGUAUUCAACACCACGACAGGCGCUGAUGGAAAGAAAAUUACCACUUUCGAGUCUACCAAGCGCAUGUCGACUUAUUUAGUGGCGUUUUCGGUCUCGGAUUACGACUACAAAUUUCACUAUAAGGACGAGUCUUUCAAAAUUUACACAAAACCAGACUCUAUAGAGGACACGGAAUACGCAUUGGAGUUCAGCGUGAAAGCGAUGAAAGAAUUAAAUGCCGUCACCGGAAUUAAGUAUUCCGACAUCAUGCCAAAAAUGGACCAAAUUACCGUCAAAGACUUCGCUGCAGGUGCUAUGGAAAAUUGGGGUUUGAUUACCUACAGAGAGAACUAUCUUCUACAUAAGGAGGGCAUUACCACGAGUCGUAUGACGGAAUCCAUGGUAACAACCAUAGCCCACGAAUUUGCGCACCAAUGGUUUGGGAACCUGGUCGGUCCAAAAUGGUGGGAGUUCAUUUGGCUGAACGAAGGAUUCGCUACUUUCUUCCAGUACUACAUCACGAACAGAGUAGAUCCAUCGUGGCGUUUAAUGGAAUUGUUCGUUGUGGAAGCGUUGCAAGGGAGCGCGUUUUCACUGGACGGAUACGAGAAUGCGCGACCCAUGAACCAAGCCGUGGACAGCCCGGCGGAAAUUUCCAAAUUGUUCGACAGUAUCGCUUAUCAAAAAGCUGGAUCCGUUAUUCGAAUGAUGCACAGCAUUUUGACGGAGAAGCAUUUCAUGGAAGGCUUGUACUCGUACCUGAAAGCUAACCAAUAUAACGUCGCCGAUUCCGAUGAGCUGAUCAAACACCUUCAAGCUUCGAUUGGAUACCAGGCGAGAUGGGGAGGUGCGAGACUCGAUAAAAUUAUGAAGACAUGGAUCACACGACCUGGAUACCCGGUGGUCACCGUGAUCCAGCACGGCGACAAUUACCUGUUGAGUCAAGAACGAUUCCUGUAUCACGGAUUCGACGAAGAGACGAAGUGGUGGAUACCCAUAACAUACGUCACGAAAGAUAAUCUUAAUUUCACUGUUACUACACCGACUAUGUGGUUGAAACCAACCGAGGACAAUCUCAAGAUUUUGAAUGUCAAGUCCGAUUGGAUAAUUGUGAACAAGCAACAGACAGGCUACUACCGCGUCAAUUAUGAAAAGCAAAUUUGGGAGAAAUUAACGCGGUACCUGCUUACCGACUUCAAGAAAAUACAUCCUAUAAACCGUGCACAACUGAUAGACGACGCUUUGAACUUGGCCCGCAAAAACUUCACGAGUUAUUCCACCGCACUGAACCUGACACUGUAUCUGCACAAUGAAACAGACUAUAUUCCGUGGAUGACUACAUUUAGGAAUUUGGAUUUCUUGAAUAAGAUGAUCUCCACCUCCGAACACUAUCAAAUUUUCAAGGAUUACAUCAAGUACAUAAUGCAAGGUAUAACGAAAGAUGUAAAAUAUGAAGCGACGUCGGAAGAGGAAGAUCACCCCACGAAAAUCCUGAGAGCGAAUGCGGCCAAGUGGGCGUGCAAAGCCGAUGUUAAAGAAUGUGUAGAUUACGCCAAUGAACAUUUCCAAAUGUGGCUCAACGACGACAAGCACCUACUCGACGCGGAUCUAAAGACCAAUAUCCUUUGUACUGGACUAAAAACCGCUAAUAAAACGGUAUGGGAGACUGUUCUAACGAGGCUGGCUAACUCCACGUACGACAAAGACGAGAGGAACAGUCUGCUCGGAGUUAUGGGUUGCUCGCAGAAACGCGAGAUUCUCGAGAGUCUGAUCUCGGAGGCUUUGAAAUCGAACCCGAAUAUCGACCUCGAUGUUGCCGUAGGAGCUAUCGUGUCUAAUAAUCAAAUUUUGAAAAAUACUUCUAGCGUUAGAAUUGUUCUGGACAAACUCAAGCAAGAGUACAAGAAUAUCAUGAAGUUGGACAACGGGAACAAGAUGAUCCAGUCCAGCAUUGCGAGCGUUGCCAAUGCACUUGUAAACGAAGAUGACAUCAUAGAGAUGCAUAAAUUCAUCGCCAACGCUGGAAUCAAAGCAGACGUCCUUUCGAGCGCGAUGGAAAAGUCAUCCAGAAACCUAGUUUGGACGACCGACUACAAAAGUACAGUGGAACGUUGGCUAGUCGAGAGCGAAGGUCAUAUCAAAUUGCCCGAUGACUCGGGCACGGGCACGAUCACCCUCGCGUCAUUCCUUCUCGUCUUUUCGAUAUUCGUAACGCGAUUCUGUAUGCCAAGGGAUCUUCCAUUACAGAUGCUUUCGACGGCAGAACGAUUCAAGAUGACAGCUUUAACGCUGUUGUCGUUGUUUCUACUAUCAUCGAUCAGCUGGUCCGGCAUUGACGCAAAAUACAGACUCGAGAAUAAUGUGAUACCGAUUAAGUACAUGCUCGAAUUGGAACCGGACUUAAAAUCGUUUAAGUUCACGGGAAAUGUGACAAUUUCUUUCGAAGUCAAGAACCUGACAUACUUGUUAGUAUUGAAUCAAAAGAAACUGACCAUAAAGAGUGUCGAGAUAGAAAAUAAUCCGGCGAGGUUUGUCGACCCCAACGAUGAUCUGGAGAUAUUGACGAUUUACUUCAAAGAAGGUCUCAGACCGUACGUAGUUUACAGUAUCAAGAUAAAGUUCGAAGGUGUGCUGAACGAUCAGAACAUAGGAUUUUACAAAAGCAGGAAUUUCGAUGGAAAGAUACGCGAGUGGGUCGCUACGACACACUUUCAACCAACGGGUGCGCGGCUCGCGUUUCCAUGCUGGGACGAGCCCGAGUACAAAGCGAUUUUCGAUAUUUCGAUCAGGCAUUUACCAAAGUACACGUCUGUGAUCUCCAAUAUGCCCGUGCUCAACACGAUAGACGAUGGUGGAAUGAAAGUUACCUCGUUCGAGUCUACCAAGCCCAUGUCAACCUAUUUGGUGGCGUUCGUGGUCUCGGAUUACGUCUACAGAACUCACGAUAUGGACGACAAUUUCAAAAUUUACACAAAACCAGCGUCCAUCGAUCGUACGAAAUACUCGGUGGACUUCAGCGUGAAAGCGAUGGAACAAUUAAAUAACGUCACCGGAAUUAAAUAUUCCGAAUUCAUACCGAAAAUUGACCAAGUUGCCAUUAGAGACUUCACUCCGCUCGGUAUGGAGAACUGGGGCCUUAUUAUCUACAGGGAGCAUUUUCUUCUGUACAAGGAGGGCGUUGAUACAAACGAUAAAAAGCAACAGACAGCAUUGACCAUAGCCCACGAAUUGGCGCACCAAUGGUUUGGCAACCUGGUCAGCCCAAGAUGGUGGGAUUACAUUUGGUUGAGCGAAGGAUUCGCUACUUUCUACCUGUACUACAUCACGGACAAAAUAGAGCCUACAUGGCGUUUAAUGGAAUUGUUUGUUGUGGAUACGCUACAAGGGGCGCUAUUACUGGACGCGACAGAGAGUGCGCGACCCCUGAACUACGCCGUAGAGAACCCGAACGAACUACCCGACGUGUUCGCCAGUCUCAUUUAUCAAAAAGGUGGAUCCGUUAUUCGAAUGAUGUGCCACAUUUUAACAGAGGAGGUCUUCGUGAAAGGCGUGAGAAUGUAUCUGAAAGAUUAUCAAUACAAGAUCGCCGAUUCCGAUGAUCUGAUCGAACAACUCCAAGCUGCAGCUGGAGACCAGGCGAUAUGGGAAGACGUGAAAUUCGACGAAAUUAUGAAGACAUGGAUCACAAAACCUGGAUACCCGGUAGUUAUUGUGAAACAGAGCAGAGACAAUUUCGUACUGAGUCAAGAACGAUUCCUGUAUUACGGAUACGACGAAGAGACAAAGUGGUGGAUACCCAUAACAUACGUCACGAAAGAUAAUCUUAAUUUCACUGGUACUGCGCCGACUAUUUGGUUGAAACCAACCGCGGACAGUCACACGAUUUCGAACGUGAAUUCCGAUUGGAUACUUCUGAACAAUCUACAGACGGGCUACUACCGCGUCAAUUAUGAAAAGCACAUUUGGGAGAAAAUAACGCACUAUCUGUUUACCAACUUCGAGAAAAUACAUGUUGUGAACCGUGCGCAACUUAUAGAUGACGUUUUGCACUUGGCCCGCAGAAACUACACGAAUUAUGAAACCGCAUUGAAUCUGACACUGUAUCUGAAGAACGAAACAGACUACAUCCCGUGGAUGUCUGCGUUUAGGAACUUGGAUUGGUUGAGAAUGAUGUUCAGCACCUCCAAACACUAUAACAUUUUCAAGGAUUACUUCAAGUACAUAAUGCAAGGUUUAACAAAACAUGUACAGUAUAAAAUUUCGCCACAGGACUCCCAUACCAUGAAAAUACUAAAAACGAAAGCGUUCCAAUGGGCAUGCAGAUUCGAUGUUAAAGAAUGCAUAGAUUCUGCCAAGAAGGAGUUCGACAUGUGGGUUCUCGACGACAAGUAUCAACUCGACGUAAAUCUAAAGGGCAACAUUCUCUGCUCUGGACUGAGAUCUGCUAAUGAGACGUUAUUCGAGGCUAUUCUAAAGAGGCUGGCUACUACCGUAUUCGACUCAGAAGAGAAGACCAGUCUGCUCGGAGUUUUGGGUUGUUCAAGGAACAGUACGAUACUUAGGAAACUGUUGGUAGAGUCUUUGAAAACGAACCCUGCGUAUAUCGAGCUCGAAGUUGCCGUACAAGCUAUCGUGUCUAAUAAUGUAAUGUUCGAAGCCGAAAACAUUUCCAGUAUCGGACUUGUUCUGAACAAACUCAAGGAAGAGUACAAGAAAAUCACGAAGUUGAAAGGAGCCGAGAAGAAACUCGAGUCCUGUAUGUAUAGUAUUGCCAAAGCGAUUAUAGACGAAGAUGACAUCAUAAAGAUGCACAAAUUCAUCAUCAACGCUAAACCUAAACCGAAGGUCCUGGUCCAGGUAAUGCAAAUAUCUGCCCGAAACAUAGAAUGGGUACUUAACUACAGAAGUACAAUCGAGAAAUGGCUGAUCGAGCACAAAGAUCAAUUCAGAUCGCCCGUGCCAAAUCAGACCAACGGCAUGGCCAUGGUCACGUUCACGUUAUUCCUUCUUAUUCCUUCGAUAUUCAUAACGCGAUUCUACUAAAAAGAUCGUUGUGGAACAUUUCUCGCAUGUUAUCGAAAUUAUUUCAAAUAACAACAUAUUUGAAUUCAUAAUUAUUUACAUGCCUGUGGUCACUUUUGAGAUGGCGAUAU